UUUUUACAAAUUUUGUAUUUUCAUAAAUUUCCCUUGGUUUUAUUUUAUACAUUUACAAGCUUGCUCCACUCUUGGCGAGAAAUGGCUCAAGGUGACACGAUUUCAACAUUCAAGUUGGUCUUAGUGGGUGAUGGAGGCACUGGAAAGUCAACGUUCGUCAAGCGUCACAUAACCGGAGAGUUUGAAAAGCGUUACCUCGCCACAAUGGGCGUAGAAGUUCAUCCACUGAAAUUUCAUACGAGUCGUGGCCCAUUGUGCUUUAACGUUUGGGAUACGGCCGGACAGGAGAAAUUCGGUGGACUGCGGGAAGGCUACUAUAUUCAGGCCCAAUGCGCCCUUAUCUUCUUUGAUGUGACCUCACGCACCACCUAUAAGAAUGUGCCCGGCUGGUAUCGGGACUUGAUUCGCACCUGUGGCCAUAUACCGAUUGCCCUCUGUGGCAAUAAAAUCGACAUUAAAAACUGCAAAGUUAAGCCAAGAACAUCCGAUUUUUAUAGCAAAAAAAAUAUGCAGUAUUUUCCAAUAUCAGCCAAAUCGAAUCGUAAUUUUGAGAAACCCUUCCGCUGGUUGGCACGCGUAUUGGUUGGUGAUCCGCAUCUGAGGUUCAUCAAUAUGCCUGCACUACAGCCACCAGAGGUUCACAUGUCGAAGAGCUGUCAGCUCAAAAUGCAGCGCGAACUGGAGCAGGCCACCGAUUUGCCUCCUGAUGACGAUGAUGAUGACCUAUAGACUAGGCCAGAGCCAAAAAAAAUUCCGUAUGUUUGAUAAAUU
Messenger RNA from Drosophila navojoa, 771 nucleotides. RefSeq names its product GTP-binding nuclear protein Ran. The record is from RefSeq and is a predicted model, not a curated record. Gene Ontology annotation, molecular function: GTPase activity; GTP binding. Lineage: Eukaryota; Metazoa; Arthropoda; Insecta; Diptera; Drosophilidae. Gene Ontology annotation, cellular component: nucleus; cytoplasm. Gene Ontology annotation, biological process: ribosomal subunit export from nucleus; protein import into nucleus.